Urocitellus parryii (Arctic ground squirrel) is the source of this 3782-nucleotide messenger RNA. It is a transcript of the gene Pwwp3b, whose product is annotated as PWWP domain containing 3B. Lineage: Eukaryota; Metazoa; Chordata; Mammalia; Rodentia; Sciuridae. Gene Ontology annotation, cellular component: extracellular exosome. The record is from RefSeq and is a predicted model, not a curated record.
CUGGAUCACAGGACCAAACCAACUACGAUCCAGGUGACAGAGGCUGAGGUUAAUAUCAGGGUUGCAUAGGACCUGAGAAUCUGCAUGUGAUACCAGUUGAGCCCCAUAAAGGCAGUACAAUCAAAGAAAUACCCAGCAGGGUGAAGACUGUGCUGGACAAGCAGUUGGAGUGAGAAUCAAGACAGCUGGAUCACAGUGCCAGACCCACCACAACCCUUGUGACAGAGAGGAGGGGCCUUCUGCUCUUCAUCUCAGCCAGUGGGUGGAGCCUUCUCUGAGCUGCUUGGCAGUGAGCUGUGCCUGGCCAGUCUUGGGGGAGGAGCUGCAUUUCUCCAGGCUGCAGCUGACAAGAAGCUUCAAGGUUAAUAUCAGAGUUCCAUGAGACCUGGGCAAUCUGCAUGUGAUUCCAGGUGAGCCCCAGAAAGACAGUACAACAACAGAAGUGCCCAGCAGGGUGAAGGUUGUGCUAGACAAACAGUCGGAGUAAGAAUCAAGACAGCUAUAUUACAGGACCAGACUAUCACAAUUCUUGUGGCAGGUAUCUUCGGUAUUGUCCUAUUCAAACAAUUCAAACAACGUGUUCACGCAUCCUGGGGUUAUUGUAGUGGAGAAGACAAAACACAAGCUAUAAACUCUUUGUAGUCCUAAAACAAAAGAGACUUUGUUGAGAGUAUUGUUUUGGUAGGAACUGUGUUUGCAGUAACAAGGACAGCAAGCCACCUCAACCUCUGAUAAGAGCUCCUUGGCACACAACUCAAAAUCAUCAUGGAAGUUGAGUAUGUCCUGUGCAAUUGGAAAGACCAGUUAUGGCCAGCGAAAGUUUUGUCCAGAUCUGAAACUUCAUCAGACAGAAAGAGACAAAAGACAAUUUCCCUAGAAGUUCAAAUACUCUCACUAGAUGAGAAAAUUGAAGUGGAUAUCACAGAAACAAAGAUUCUUGAGAAAUCUCAAGUUGAAGCCAUUGCCUCCUCUCUUGUGCUACAGUCAGAGGACAAUGCCCCACCUCAAGAGGAAACAGCUUACAGAAGAUCACUAAAAGUGGCACUGGAUAUCCUGAAUGAGAGAAAAAAAAUGAGUCAAGCAAGCAUUUCACAUGAAGAAGAGACCAUUGUGAUAUCUGACAACGAACCACAAAAGCUGUCUGAUUCACCCCCUCGUAAAAAGUAUCGGAGGCAUGAAGAGGACUUACAGGAGUCUCUUGAGGAAAAUAAAAACCCAACAUCCCUGAUAAUAUCUUCAGAGAGUGGUAAUUCCCUGCCUGAUGAUAAAUUACAGGUGAACACAACUAUUGAUACUCCGAGUGAAAUGGAAACAAAGUCAUCACAGAACCCCAUUUGCCAGACUUUCCCUUCACUUUCAGAAGAUGAUGAUGAAAAAGAGAAGAAAAAGAUUGACACAUCAGCAAUUUUAUCUGUAAGUUCCACAGUCAAAGAAGAGAAUGCACAUGUUAAAGAUGAAAAGCUUGUUCCAUCUUUGUCAUCAGAUAUUGUCACUAAGCCCAAAGCCUUGAAAGAAGAAGAAAAAAACAUAUGCUCAGAGACCACUGCUGUUUCCUCUGAAUGUUCUACGUUCUCAGAGAAUAUUGAAGAUCCUGGAGAAGGUCCUUCAAAUCCAAAUCCAUGCACAGAUGCCACCCAGGAUCAACCUUCUGUGGAAUCAGAGAUAGGUGCUGCAACAUCCUCUGCAAGUUGUUCAGGGGAAUGCCAGGCUUCAGUUAGUGCCUCUAACCCUGUCCUGGAUUAUUCACUUCUUGUGAAUAAUGAAAGAAGUUUUCAGAGGCUGGAUUUAGAGGAACUUGAGGAAGACAUUCAAGCUUCUGACAAGUCACCGAAUCUAAAUCCUGUUAGUGCUUCUGCACUAGAUGACAAUGAGGAAGAUGAAGAACUCCCACGCUUCAUUUUAAAUUAUGAGCCACGUUCAUUUGAAACAGGAAUGAUAGUCUGGUUUAAAUAUCAAAAAUACCCAUUUUGGCCAGCAGUGGUAAAAAGCAUCAGGCGUAAAGAGAGAAAAGCAAGUGUGCUUUUUGUUGAGGCAAACAUAAAUCCUGAGAAGAAAGGCAUUAGAGUACCAUUCAGAAGACUAAAAAAGUUUGAUUGUAAGGAGAAACAAGCACUAGUGGAUAAAGCCAGGGAGGAGUAUAGUGAAAGUAUCGACUGGUGCAUUUCAUUGAUUUGUGACUACAGAGUUAGAAUAGGUUGUGGAUCUUUUACAGGCUCUUUCCUUGAGUACUAUGCUGCUGACAUUAGUUAUCCAAUCAGGAAAGCAAUCAAACAGGAUACCUUCAGGAAUCGAUUUCCAAAGCUCCAGAGUGAUGAUACUGUGGAACAAAUGGUUGUGACUUCCCAGACCAAGAAAAUGGCCUUCCAGAAAAUUCUCCCUGACCGGAUGAAGGCUGCUCGGGACCGAGCCAACAAGAACCUGGUGGACUUUAUUGUGAAUGCAAAGGGAACAGAAAACCAUCUUUUGGCCAUUUUAAAAGGCACCAAAGCAUCCAGAUGGCUGAAAUCAUUUUUGAAUGCAAAUAGGUUCACACCCUGUAUUGAAACAUACUUUGAAGAUGAUGAUCAGUUGGAUGAAGUAGUAAAAUAUUUACAGGAAAUCUACAAACAAAUAGAUGAAAGCAUGCUGACUCGGAUAAAACAUGACAAAAUUAAAUUCAUCCUGGAAGUUCUCCUGCCAGAAGCAAUUAUUUUCUCAAUUUCUGCUGUUGAUGGAUUAGAUUAUGAAGCAGCUGAAGCAAAGUAUCUAAAAGGGCCUUCUCUCGGCUAUAGGGAAAGAGAAUUAUUUGAUGCAAAAAUCAUAUUUGAAAAGAGACGGAAACCAUUAACAAAUGAAGCUCAUUAAAUAUCCCAAGAGUCAAAACCAUAACAAGGAGCUUUUACAGAUGUUAGUUUAAAAAAAAAUCUCAUUUCAACAGUUCUCUCUACAAUGUAAAUAUUUUCUGAAAAGGAAAGACUUUGAGCAACAUGUUCACUUUUUUUUUUAAAGAUCUCUAGGAUCUGCAGAGAUCACUACAUGUUUAUUUUCUUAUGCUUCUUCAGAGUCAAUUUCAUCAGCAUAUUUCAGAAUUUUUACUUUCAAAUACAUUUUUAGAAUGCAUAAUUCCUAAAUGAUUUUUAAAAUAAAGGACUCUUUGGUUUUAUGACAUUUUUGUGUGUAUGCUGUAUAGGAAAAUGCAGUAUGCACAAUCAUUUCAAUAUUAAAAUUGCACUGGUGUUAGAUAUUAAGCAAGAUAGUUAGAAAAGAAGUCUAAAAGAAACAUGAUUAUAUUUUUUUGCUUAAUUUUUUAUAAAAUACUGGGUUUUCUCUUAAAAUAGUUGAAUUAUUUUUCCUGCCAUGCCUAUUUAUUUUUGGAAAAAAAGUAUCUCUAAGACAUAGAACCAAAGAUAGAUGAUAGAUAAGCUUUGCUGCAUAUUAUAACUAACCACAGUUGCUUUUGCAAAAUAGUCUAAAGUUUAAAAAUAAAGUAAAUGGAUUAUCUGCAUGCAGUCUAUAUUUGUGUGAAUAACAUUUCAGCAUGCAGAAAAAUAUUUCAGCAGCCUUGAACAGGAUAACCAAUUCUAUACUUCCAUGAAAUUCAGUUUUGUUCAGUGUCUGUCCUUAAAAUGGUUGAAUAGUUUGUUAAAACAGACAGGCUUUUGGCUGUCUUCAUAACUAACCAAGAGUGGAUCUUCUUAUUAUAGCUGUCUGACCACAUGUAAAAGGCAGCUACAGUCAUUGUAUCCACAGUCUGGUCACUCUAAAGUCCAGACUUACUGCUUAAGAGCCCAUGUAGUUUGAUG